Capsicum annuum is the source of this 1105-nucleotide messenger RNA. Its product is annotated as probable 2-oxoglutarate-dependent dioxygenase AOP1. Lineage: Eukaryota; Viridiplantae; Streptophyta; Magnoliopsida; Solanales; Solanaceae. The record is from RefSeq and is a predicted model, not a curated record. The coding region runs from base 46 to 990 and encodes 314 amino acids. The transcript is spliced from 3 exons. Gene Ontology annotation, molecular function: dioxygenase activity.
AGAGUAAUUAAGUUUUAUAUAUCUAAAAGAAGAUCAAAUUAUAUUAUGGCAUCCAACACAAUUCCAACCAUAGAUUUUUGCAACCCAAACAUGAAACCAGGUAGUGAAGAGUGGGAAUCAACAAAAGCUCAAGUUAUCCAAGCCUUAGAAGAGAAUGGUUGUUUUGAAGCAAUAUAUGAUAAGACACCAAAGGAAACUGAGAAAGAGUUGUUUAGUAAAUUAAAAGAAGAAAUAUAUCCAAUGGAGGAGAAAGUGAAAGAGUAUGUAGGUAAACCCUUUGAUAAGUAUGUAAAAGAAAUUCCAAGAGCAAGAUACAAUAAUUUUAGGCGCACUAUGGAUUUGCUACUUCCUGGAAGCAUUGAAAUCUUUGCUAAUACCUUUUGGCCUGAAGAUGGAAAUCCUCACUUUUGCAAAAUGGUAAACUCCUACUCAAGUUCAAUUAAGGAAUUGGAUGCAAUGGUGAAAAGGAUGAUUUUCGAGGGUCUAGGGCUAAAAGAUCGCUAUGAUGAAUUUAUGGAUGAAAACAUUUUCAUUAUGCGGUUUCUAAAUUACAAAAAGGAAGUUCCUGAAGGUAAUGACGCGAGCGUACCAAGAUUGAUGGGCCACACAGACUCUGGAUUCUUGACCAUUGUGAAACAAGGUCUGCCUGGACUGCAGGUUUUAGAGAAAAAUGGUGAAUGGAUUGAGCCCAAUGUUUCACCUAAUUCUUACAUUGUUUCAGCAGCUGAUUCCAUGUUGGCAUAUACAAAUGGUCGACUGAAGUCAGCAUUCCACAGAGUAAAAAUUGCGGGUGAUACUGAUAGAUUCUCCAUUAUACUAUUCACAUCGUCGAAACCAGGUUACAUCAUAGAUACCCCAAAAGAACUAGUGGAUGAAGAACAUCCAAAACUUUACAAGCCCUAUGAUGUUACUGAUUAUUAUAAAUUUAUUUCCAAGUCUGCCUAUGAAACUGGAAAUGCUCUCAAGGCUUUUAAUGAGUCUUUGAAUUAAUUAUUCCUAAUUUUUGUUAUGUUUUUGGUAGCUUUUGCUCUGUAUUCCUCCAAAAUAAUGUUACUCAUAACUUAUCAUGGGUUAUGUUAGUACACUAGUUGCAAAUUUUUUUUUU